Molecule: messenger RNA, 3076 nt
Organism: Drosophila novamexicana
Lineage: Eukaryota; Metazoa; Arthropoda; Insecta; Diptera; Drosophilidae
Gene: Tmf
Product: TATA element modulatory factor
Exons: 5
Coding region: 149-3058 (969 amino acids)
Cellular component (GO): endoplasmic reticulum; Golgi apparatus
Source: RefSeq, a predicted model, not a curated record
AUGCUGCCAACCAGCUACGAAAUAAAAGGUUUUGUUAAUUAUGUGUUCGUGUUUGUAAAAUCGGAGUUGUUGCAAAAGAAAUUACAAAUUAAUGCGCUGCGGCCACUAAGCGUAUCACAGCAAGCGCAUUGGAACACUAACAGGCGGCAUGAGUUGGUUCGAAAAAGCCAAAACUGUUCUAAUUGAGGCACUGGAUAUCCAAGAUGAUGACAACAAGGCAACAGAUCACGUUGGCAGUGGCAUCGCUGGCACUGCGGCGAGCAGCAGCAGCAGUGCAACAUCCACGCCCGGCGCCAAGGCAGCAACGCCAAGCACUUUGGCCACUUCAGUAGUAGAUGGGGCCACGUUCUAUGAUAAUCCGCAUGCCAACGAGAUGGUAACUAUUCCGCCCAGAGCGAGCGAUGCCUCAACGCCAGCCACGGCCAAUCUGUUUGCGAAACGGCAGUCAGCCACGUCAGAUUCCGUGGACUUGCUAUCAUCGCCAUCGCCCACGUCGCCAACUGGCGCCGACUGUUUACGCAACUCCGAGUCAUCAUUGGAGCUUAUAACAGCGCCGACAACGGCUAGUGAAAUGGAAAUGAAUAUGUCGCCCGACACAGAACCAUCGCUGCCAGAUAGUAUAGUCAUCAUAGCCAGCAAUGACACGUCUGACAAUGCGGAUGGCGAUGAUGACGAUGACGAUGAGGAUGCUGAUAAUGGCGAUGACGAUGAUGACGGGGACGAUGGGCGACCGCUAAACUUGGAUCAUGAUGAUCACUCACUGCAUUUGAAUGAUUCUACUAAAACCAUGAAGGCAUUGGUAUUUAGCGACACACAGGCCACUGUUAAUGUGGCUGGCGCUGGUGCUGAUUCGGAUUCCACGCAAAGCUUUGAAGACAUCCAGCUUCAGAUAAGUCACAAAAGCAAGUCGGCAGGCAGCCCGGCCAGCACCGAGGCAUGCCAGCAUGGCAGCAAAACGGAGCUGCCCGACCAGAGCUACUCGUCCACAUCAUCGGACAUUGAGAUCAUUUCGAAUCCAAACGGUGAUUCCAGCACAAAUAGCACUACAACGCGCACCAGUCCCCAAAAGUUCAAAGAGCUGUGCGGCGGGAGUGUUAAGGGCCAUGCGCAUGGCCUUAAAAGCAAGGGACAUCACCGAGAGCCAUCGGAGAUCUCGCUGCUGUCGGAGGACUCACAGUCUGAACUGGAUAAGCUGGUGCAUCGCAUUAGCGAGCUGAAUCAGGUUAUUGAGGCGCGAGAGCAGCGUCUGCUGCAAUCAGAGCGCCAAAAUGCGGAGCUGCUUGAGCGCAACCAGCAGCUGUGCGCCCAUGUGGAGGCGGCCAAGAACAGCGCCAAUAGCAGCGAAGCCAAUGAGGCAGUGCAGCGUCUGUCAGCGCUGGAGAAGAAGUUUCAGGCGAGCAUACGCGAACGGGAUGCGUUGCGCAUACAAAUCAAGAGCCUUAAGGACGAGCUGCUCAACAAGAUACCCAAGGAUGAGCUGACCGAAUGCAAUGAAAUGAUCACUGCACUUCAAUCCGAGGGCGAGAAACUGUCCAAGGAGAUACUGCAGCAGUCGAACAUUAUCAAAAAGCUGCGCGCCAAGGAGAAGACAUCCGAUACGCUGCUGAAGAAGAAUGGGGAGCAAAUUUCACAGCUAUCCAGUGAAUCGGAGCGCUUGAAAAAAUCGCUGGCCGCCAAAGAGGAAAUGGAACGCACUCAAAUUGAGGCUGUUUGCCGCAUGACCAAUGAGAAGCGGCGCGUGGAUGAGGAAAAUGCCGAAUGCCGAAGUCGCAUCGAGGACUUGCAGUCCAAGUUGGCGGCGCUGCAGGCGAGCUUUGAUGGUGUGAAAGGUGACCUGCAGCAGCGCCAGCGGCACGAACAGAACCAAAUGCAGGCCGAGAAUCAGGAGUACGUGCAGCAGUUGAGUGAUAUGCGCGAAAAGCUGCGCGUCACCGAGCACAACAUGGUCAAGCGGGAGCAGCAGAUGCGCGAGGAGAAACGCGAUUUACUACGUCGUCUUGAAGCGGCCGAAUUGCGUGCCGAGAGCAGUACGCAGGAGCUGAGCGUCUCGACGACGCCGCUCAUACGGCAAAUCGAGUCGCUGCAGAAGACGCUGAAUCAGCGCACCGCCAGCUGGAACAAGGAUGAGCAGCAGCUGCUGCAAAAACUGGAGGAUGCGCAGUCUCAGUUGCAUUCGCUACAGCAGCUCGAAACAGUGCAGCAAGAAAAACUGGAGCUGUUGCGCACACGCUGCGACCUGCUCGAGGAGAAGUUAGCCAAUGCGCUCAUGCAGUCGGAGAGUGCAAAAAUACAGCUUCGUCAGCAGGAGCUGGAUGCUACAAUCAAAGAAAACGACUACAAAAGCCAGUUAAGCACACUCCAGGCGCAACUGAAGCAGCGCCAGGACAAGCUGGAACAAUUGGCCGAACAGUGCCAGCAGCUGGAGGCUGACCUGCGGAAACUGCACGCCUUUCAGCGGAGCAGCGAGCUAACCGUGGAGGCAGUCAAGGCCAGCAGCGAGCUGUCGGAGAACCGCUGCCAGAAGCCGCUGCACGUCUCGCCGCCGCUCAGCCUGGCCGAUGAGAGCGGCUCCAAUGAGGAUACACUGGGCGGAAUUAUUGACUGGCAGGGCGAUGAUUUGGAAUGUGCAUCCAAUAGUGGACGACAGCAGUCGGGCAUGAUUCAGGGCGUGCAUUUGAGCUUUUUGGCCGGCAACACCACAACGCUGGAGCAUCUGCAGGCGCUGCUCAAGCAGCGCGAUGGCGAAUUAACGCAUCUGCAGUGGGAACUGUCGCGUCUGCAGGCGGAACGCGGCGUGCUGGACAAUGAAAUAUCAAAUUUGACGAUGGAAAUGGAGAUGUUGAAGGAGAAAGUGCAAUCAUACGAGGCCAUGGAGAAAUGCUAUGAGGAUCUGCAGCAUCGCUACGAUGCGCUGUUGCAGAUGUACGGCGAGAAGGUUGAGCGGACCGAGGAGCUGGAACUGGAUCUGGUAGAGCUAAAGCAGGCGUAUAAAAUACAAAUCGACGAGCUGCUCGCAGCGCCGCCACCAAAUCUGCAGCGAACGCCCAAGCACACAUGAUUGCCGUCCCUGGCAUGG